This is a messenger RNA of Malus domestica (apple), 2188 nucleotides long. Lineage: Eukaryota; Viridiplantae; Streptophyta; Magnoliopsida; Rosales; Rosaceae. The record is from RefSeq and is a predicted model, not a curated record.
UCCGGAGCAACUUCGCUUCAAAGCAAAGACUAACUCUGUUUUCUUCACCAACCAAAAGCCACAAGAACCGAGCGAAGCUCGCUUCCCGCGACCAGAUGCUCCAUUUCUUCCUCGCAGUCCUUCACGGUUAGAGAUGAUGGGUCGCCGUGUCGGGUCAGCUUAUGUUGUUCUUUAUGUUCUUGUUUGUCAACUGUUCGUGUCGAAUUUGGGUGACUAUGUGUCGGGCUCGGAGUCGGGCGAGUACGCGUCGGCAAUAGGAGACCCGGGAAUGAGGAACCCAAAUGUGAGAGUUGCGUUGGAAGCUUGGAACUUCUGCAAUGAAGUUGGAAGUGAAGCGCCCGGCAUGGGCAGCCCCAGGCUCGCUGAUUGUGCUGAUAUCCAUUGUCCCACUGUUACUACUACUGAACCUAUGGAUCGGACCCCUCAUGAUGUGGAGAGUAAGUGUGUACUUCAUCACAGAGUUAAUGAAUCAGACAACAACUUAAGGGCUGGCGAUAUGUUUCCCUUAAGGGAUUUUAAGUCAUACACAGACCCUGACUUGUAUGCAACGGAAAAGGAACUGUAUCUUGCUUCUUUAUGCGAGGUUCAUAAUUCAUCGGAUCCAUGGCAGUUUUGGAUGGUCAUGCUUAAGAAUGGAAAUUUUGACAAGAACACUACUCUUUGUCCUGAAAAUGGCAAGCACUUAAGCAAAAUUGUAACAGAUAGGAACUUUCCAUGUUUCGGUGAAGGUUGCAUGAACCAGCCACUCGUGUACCAUAACUACUCAAGAUUGGUUUCUGACGGUUACCAAAAAUUGUCUGUGACUGGAGGAUUUUAUGGAACGUAUGAUCUUGAUGCUGAUUUGACCAAAGGUAUAGGAAAGAACUCCUACUUUUCGGUCUCCUGGCAGAAAAACUUGAGCACAGGAAGUUGGAUUUUCUCGCAGAGGUUGACAACAUCUUCAAAGUAUCCCUGGCUUAUGUUGUAUCUGCGUGCAGAUGCAACAAAAGGAUAUAAUGGUGGUUACCACUACGAUGGUCGUGGCGUCAUGAGAAAGCUGCCAGUGUCUCCACAUUUUAAAGUACGAUUAACACUUGAUGUUAAACGUGGAGGGGGGCGAAACAGUCAGUUUUAUAUGCCUGAUAUAGGAAGCUGUUGGAAGAAUAAUGGAAAACCAUGUGAUGGUAAUGUUCUGACAGAUGUAACUAGAUAUAGUGAAAUGAUAAUAAAUCCAGAAACUACAAGCUGGUGUCGGCCAGAUAACCUUGUCUCCUGCCCGCCUUACCAUGUUACUGUUAGCGGUGACAUUAUAUACAGAAAUGAAACAUCUCGGUUUCCAUAUUCUGCUUACCAUCUCUACUGCGUUCCUGGGAAUGCUGAAUAUCUGGAGAAACCAUAUGAUAUAUGUGACCCAUAUAGCAAUCCACAAGCACAGGAAUUGGUGCAAAUUCUUCCGCAUCCGGAAUGGGCUGUACAUGGCUAUCCUGGAAAGAAAGGAAAUGGAUGGGUUGGCGACCCCAGGACAUGGGAGCUUGAUGUGGGUGCCCUCUCUAGCCGGUUGUACUUCUACCAGGACCCAGGAACAAAACCAGCAGAGAGGGUAUGGUCUUCGAUUAAUGUUGGUACAGAAAUAUACGUCAGUAACUCGGGAGAGACUGCGGAAUGGACUGUUGUUGCCUAAAGUGAAAAAUUCAUUGCCAUAGGGUAUUCACAAAGACUCGCAGCCUUUGCCUAAAAGCAUUCACAAUUUGUGGAAUUUCAUUCGUCUCUAAUCGUCUUGGAGGUGUGAAAUCAGCAACGUCACCGCCAUUAGACAGUAGCUGGGGGUCAGUGACUUGUCAGUGCAAGAGAUCGGAGCUUGCCCAUUUGGCUAGAAACCUGUAAGCAGAGAGGUGGGAAAGAAUCACAACCUGAACACAAUACAUUACGUGAGAUCAUUGAAGGUGAAUGGCAAGGAGAAACGCACCGCUAUUUGAAACCCUCCCGGCAUGCCAAAAUCUAACAGAAGAAAACACCGCCCUUAGCGUGAACAGCAUCAACAACAUGUUUCCAUUGGUAAAGGAAUAUUCGAGUCCCUAAUAGAAUAUUGUUUGUAAUAAAAAGUUAUUAUAGUAUGAUCCCUAAAUGUAGGGACUAAUAUUAAAUAUUAUUGUUCAUUUUGUUGGAGUAUUGUGACGAUAUUCAAGAAUUAGAAAAAAAAAAAAAAAAA